AUGGCCGCCAUAACAGCUGAUAUCCAAUAUUGGUCCUUCUUCCUUCUCUGGCUCAUCUCAACACUUCUAAUUCAAUACAUCUUCAAGAAAUUAACCAAGCAAACCACCCAUCUUCGCCUCCCCCCAAGCCCACCAUCACUUCCUUUCAUCGGUCACAUACAUCACUUAUCUCCUUCGGUGUAUAGGUGCUUGCACAAGUUGUCCUCCAAAUAUGGUCCUCUCCUCUAUCUCCGCCUUGGCUCAUACCCUAUUGUUGUCGCCUCAUCAGCUUCAGUGGCCACCCAAAUCUUCAAAACACAUGAUCUCAACUUCGCAGAAAAACCAAAAUCUAAUGUUGGAGAUAGUUUAUUACUUGGAAUCUCAAGUUUUAGCAACGCCCCAUAUGGGGAUUACUGGAGGUUCAUGAAGAAACUUUGUGCCACAGAAUUGCUUGGGACACGCCAGCUAGAAAGGUCAAGGAAUGUUAGACGUGAAGAACUUGUCCGGUUUUUGCAGAAGUUGUUGGAGAAAGCUCAUAAAAAUGAGGCUGUUGAUUUGGGAGAUGAACUAAUGACACUAACAAAUAAUAGUACAUGUAGAAUGGCAAUGAGUACAAGGUGUUCAGGGGAAGAUAAUGAGGCAAAGAAGUGUAGACAGCUGGUGAAGGGAGCCUUGGAGCUGGUUGCAAAGUUAUACGUAGCAAAUUUAUUUGGUUUGAGGAAAUUAGGAUUUUGGGUUUAUCGGAAACAGGUCUUGGAUCUACCUGAAAGGUAUGAUAAGUUGCUGGAGAAACUCCUGAAGGAGCAUGAAGAGAAAGCUAAAAGAAACGGUGGCAAUACAAAGGAUAAAGAUUUGAUGGAUAUUCUCUUGGAAGUAUAUCAUGAUAAAAAUGCAGAAAUUAAGAUAAGCAGAGGCCACAUGAAGGCCUUCUUUCUGGAUAUCUUUCUUGGAGGCACCGCUACUUCAUCAAUGGCAAUGCAAUACAUUAUGGCAGAACUCAUCAACAAUCCAAAUGUAUACAAGAAGCUCAGAGAGGAGAUAGAGUUAGUUGUUGGAAAAAAUAGACUGGUGGAAGAUUCAGACAUCCCAAGCCUACAUUAUCUGCAAUCAGUUGUGAAGGAAGGGCUACGACUACACCCUCCAGUACCCAUAAUGCGUAGGCUAUGCCGCAAUAGUUGUAAAAUUGGAGGGUUCGAUUUACCAGAAGAAACUGCAGUACUGGUCAAUUUGUAUUCCAUUCUGAGGGAUCCAGAGGUAUGGGAUAACCCUGAUGAGUUUUGCCCAGAGAGAUUCUUGGUUUCAACUUUAGAACAAGAGAGCGGAGAGGAAACUAAAAGGGGGCAAAAUUCUGGUUUUGUUCCGUUCGGUGGAGGAAGGAGAAUGUGUCCUGGUUCAAAUUUGGCCUUCAGUUUGAUGAAUACUACUGUUGCAGCUAUGGUUCAAUGCUUUGAUUGGAAGAUCGGUACAGAUGGAGAUGUAACAAAGGUUAACAUGAAAGAAAAAUCAGGCAUGACUAUGCAAAUGGCCCAUCCACUUGUGUGUCUUCCUGUGGUUCACUCCAACCCAUUUUCUGUUUAA
Dovyalis caffra is the source of this 1557-nucleotide messenger RNA. NCBI's taxonomy places the organism in Eukaryota, Viridiplantae, Streptophyta, Magnoliopsida, Malpighiales, Salicaceae. The record is from the annotation of a GenBank genome assembly.